UUCAGCAGUUCGCUUUGAAAGUGUCAUCUGUUGACUAGUUCUUAAUUAAGUACGUGUGAUCGCCCGACAGACAAGAACUGUGCGUGCGAGGCUCGGCGUUACAGAUCAGCAAAUAGCAGGUUACUUAACUUAAUGUCACGUGCUAAGUAGACUGGAGUUUAGGGGGGACGGUAGGCACGAAGGCAUCAGUCAGUGUCCUGCCACCAGUACGAAGACGGGGUCAGGACCCAAGAAAGCUACAUCAUCACCACGGAAAUGUAAAUGGCCACACCAGACGUUUUCGGGUUGAAUAAAUUAAAGAAAACUAUGGAACACAACAUAAUGGAAGAAACAGUGAGACCUAGAAGAAAUAAUGCAUGGACAAUGCACAAGAGGCAUCAAAUCAAGAUAAGCAAUCAUUUUGAUUCACAUCAAAGCAGACUUAGGAAAACAAUACCAGGGGAACACGAUGAAUCAGUUCCACAAAGUUACAACACAAGAACGAAACAGAAAGGAAUUACUUCAGGCUGUAACACAAUUAAAGUGGUGAAGACAUUCACUGAUUACUGUGACAGAUGUUCCCUUCAUGGUUUAAAGUAUGUUGGGGACUUGCAGUUGCAUCCUUUGGAAAGGAUAUUCUGGACAGUAGCCUUCAUACUGGCAGUAGUAACAGCAGCCUAUUUCAUCACUCUUCUAUACCACAAGUGGGAUGACAGCCCAGUCAUUGAGUCUAUUGCUGCCAGAGCUACAAAGAUGGUCUCCAUUCCCUUCCCAGCUGUAACUGUAUGCAACAUGAACAAAGCCAGAAAGUCUGUAGCAGAAGAAAUACUUAAUUCAAAAAAUCCUGAAGAUGCCCUGAACAAGAUAUUGCUGAAAGACUUGUGUGACGAGAGUUAUGAAAUAUACAGUAGCAGCACUGUCAAAGAUAAAGAUGUGGAAAACCGAAUUGGGAACUGGGACACAAUCCAAAAUUUCAUGACAUACGUCAGGCAACCAUGUCAUGAUAUGAUUCAGUCAUGUUAUUAUGCAGGGCAACUAGAGAAAUGUGAAGAUAUAUUCAAUCCUUCACUCACAGAUGAAGGAAUCUGCUGCUCCUUCAACAAAGUGAAGCGUGACUUCAUAUUCAGAAACCCGCGUGACCUUUCUGAUUUGAAUGUGACAUUCCCAAUGUCAGCUACUGACUGGACCCCAGAAGCAGGGUAUCCACCUGAAUCUACAACACGAACAUUGCCCUGGAGACCUCGUGGUACAGGGUCACAUUUAGGGCUCACACUGGUGUUAGAUGCCAAGAUAGAUGAUUACUACUGCUCAUCCACAGCCAGUACUGGUUUCAAGGUGAGACUCCACAAUCCUGUUGAGACACCAAAGGUGGCCGAUUUUGGGUUCCUGGUAUCUGCUGGAGAAGAGUACAGAGUGACCAUCAGGCCAAUAAUAAGUAAUGCUUCACCUUCACUCCGAAAAAUCCCAGAAAGCAAGCGGCAAUGUCUGUUCUCUAACGAAAAAUACCUCAAGUUCUACCGUACAUACACACAGAGAAAUUGCGCUCUGGAGUGUGAGGCCAACUACACACUUGCCACAUGCUCGUGUGUACCCUAUUAUUUGCCAAAGGAUGCGAACACCACUAUAUGUGCCAAGAGGGACGAAAACUGUACGACAGAAGCUCGAAAGACCAGCGAGAUUCGCCUAACAGAUGAAUCUGCCAACACUUCAAAUUUUGGAACAGACAGUCAAGAAUUAUCUCCUAAGCGAUGUCAGUGCCUGCCAGGAUGUAAUGAACUUAGAUACCGAGGCACCCUUUCAUCUAGUGCAAUGUCUGGAAAAUUUACUCUAAGCAAAGAAUACAAUGCAACAAAUCAAACAUACUUCAGGCAAAAUACAGCAGUGGUACACCUGUUUUUCACAGAGUCACAGUUCAUGGCCUAUUAUAAGUCAGAGCUAUUUGGAUUCACUGAAUUUCUCUCAAACACUGGAGGACUACUCGGUCUUUUCCUUGGCUUUAGCUUUCUAAGCGCAGUGGAGGCUGUCUACUUCAUAUCCAUGAGAGUGUGGUGCAGCGUACUACAAAGACAUCAACAUGCUGCUGCCGACCGACAAACAUCCGUACUCCUAACCAAUUCCAGUCAUGUUAGCGUUGUCACUCCAUAUCCAUUUGCUCAGUAAUUAAUUAUGCUGUGUUAUGACUAUAUGCUACUUCACACACCUUGUAAUUUACAAUAGUUUCAUUCAUAAAAGCAAGCACCUGCCAUGACUCAUUCAAUUCUAUAAAACAUUAGAAAUGUAUAUUCCAAAGGAUAAUGUCCUCCAAUAAACAGUUACCACUUUUAUGAAAGUGGUGGGAGUAUUUAUUGGAUGGGGGGACAUGUAUAAGAAACUUCAAAUUUAUGUAUGGCAGGGCUGGCUGACAAACAAGUGAUGAAAUGCACACAUGUAGUUUGCAGACAUAAGUAAUGUUCAGUCACUUACUGAAGGAACCUUUGCAGAAUGACUUAAAUAUUCAAAAGUUAAACCUCUGUAAAAGAAAGGUGGACAAUUUUACAAAAAGCAUUGUGAACAGUUUAGUAACAGAAACAAUUAAAAUCUACUACUUCUAAAAUCAAAUAAAAUUCAGCAUGCCAAAGUCAAUUUAUGCUUCAAAAAAUUAUAACUAAGAAAGUAAAUUUACCACAAAGUUAUAUUACUGGGAAUGAAAAUGGAAAUUUCUAAAUAUCCUCAAUGAAAUUUCACUCUAAGACAUUUUAUUAAAUAUGAAGAUAAAUGUAAAUAUAAGAACAGUGUUUUAACAAAUUACAUUUAUUCAACUGCAAUCUUCAGAGCAAAUUCAUAUUCGUGCACAAUUACAUGAGCAAAUGUGUCUGCAUUAUGGUAUAACAGAACAGACUCAUUAAACUUGUGAAUAAUUUGUCAUCCAUAUGCACAUGUUAGUUACUACCAAUGUCUAGCCAAUGUUUAAGAUGAUUUGAACAUACGAAC
Zootermopsis nevadensis is the source of this 2949-nucleotide messenger RNA. Its product is annotated as pickpocket protein 28. Gene Ontology annotation, biological process: sodium ion transmembrane transport. The record is from RefSeq and is a predicted model, not a curated record. Gene Ontology annotation, molecular function: ligand-gated sodium channel activity. Lineage: Eukaryota; Metazoa; Arthropoda; Insecta; Blattodea; Termopsidae. Gene Ontology annotation, cellular component: plasma membrane.